Plasmodium gaboni is the source of this 2727-nucleotide messenger RNA. RefSeq lists its product as hypothetical. Bases 1 to 2727 code for a protein of 908 amino acids. The record is from RefSeq and is a predicted model, not a curated record. The transcript has 2 exons. Lineage: Eukaryota; Apicomplexa; Aconoidasida; Haemosporida; Plasmodiidae.
AUGGUUUUAUGGUUUGAGCUUAAUGUCAUAAGAUAUAAAAUAAAUCAUGCCUUUUUAAAAAAUGAAAAGAUAUUAGUUAAAUAUUAUCAAACAGGAAAGAAAAGAUUUGGUGAAUUAUACCAACCUAGGACGAGACAUGAAAAAAAAUAUCAUUUAGAUAUCCUUGAUGAAGUAUAUUUUGAUAUGACUGAAGCUAUAGAAGAAAAAAAUAAAUUAGAGAGAGAAGAAUAUAAUAACAUUGAUAAAAAUAUUUCAGAUAUCAUUUUAAAUUAUAAUAUUACUAAAAAAAAUGAGAUAAUUAAAAGUUUAAUGAGAUAUAGUAUUGAAAUAAAAAAAAAUAAUAAUAAUAAUAAAAACAAAACACACAACAUAACAAACAAGGACAAUCAUAUAAAUAAUAAUAUAAAUAAUAUAAAUAAUAAUAAUAUAAAUAAUAAUAAUAUAAAUAAUAUAAAUAAUAAUAAUAAUACGUAUCAGAAUCAACUUAAUUGUUCUAAUAAUAACAAAUGUGAUAAUGAGAAUUAUUUAUUUCAUUCAAUUAAAAAUAAUAUAAAAGUAUAUAGCCAUCAUUUCAAUACCUGCGAAAUAGGUAUCAUUUUGAAAUGCUUUCUUAAAAUAAAUAUUAAUGAUAUAGAUAUUAUUAAUUUAUUAUUACAUCAAUAUUUUAAAAGAAAUAUGAAAUUUUCUAUUUAUGGUUCUUUAUAUGUCUUGAAUUUCUUUUCAAAAUGUUCAUCUCUAUUAUUACCAUAUAAUAUAAAUAAUUUAAAACUAUUAUGUUCAGAUAUAUUAAAAAAAAUAGAACUUUUUGAUUUUAAAAAUAUUUGUAUAAUAUCUAAUUAUGCCUCUUCUUUAUAUAUACCAACGAAUAAAAUGUUUAUUCAUAAUUUUAUUGAAAAGAUUUGUAAUUAUUUAUUAAAUGAAAGAAAAGAAAAUUUUUCUUCUUCUGCAGAUUCUAUUCAUUAUGUAUGUAAUGCAUGUGCAAGAGUUCAUUUUUUUAAUAAAGAAAUAUUUAAUUUCUUAAAAAUAGAAAUAGAAAAAAAUAUCUCUUCAUUUUCAUUAGAUCAAUUAGUAUCUUUAAGUAAUGCAUAUAGUAAAUUUAAAAAUGCGGAACAAUCUAAUUAUUUAUCUUUAUUCUUAUUAUUAGCAGAUCAUAUUAUAAAAAAAUCAUAUCUAUUAACACCUAGACAUCUAAGUGUCCUUGCUAAUUCUUUUAAUAAUGCUUGUAUAUUACAUGAAAAAUUAUUUUAUAUUAUUACACAAGAAAGUCUUAACCAUAUCAAUUCUUUUCAGCCUCAACAAUUGGUUAUGAUUAUACAUGCAUAUGUUAAUAUUGGAUUAAUAAAUAAUAAAUUACUAAACAAUAUAUGGCAAAAUGCUUCUCAAUUUAUGAAGGAAUAUACACUUCAAGAAUUAUCUAUGCUUAUUCAGGCAUAUACAAAAAGUUCUCAACAUAUGGAUUCAUUUUUUAAUAACCUUUGUCAUACUAUAUAUAAUUCUAUAAUAACAAAAUAUCCAUUUCUAGAAGACAAAAAAAUGAACAAUAAGGAGAAAAAUGAAAAUAAUUAUAUAGAUAAUAAUAAUGUACACAAUAAUUCUUUAGAUAAUGCCCUUUUUGAUAAUAUUUAUAAUUCUCAUCACUAUCAAUACAAUAAAUAUAUGAACUACAUACAUAUUUUAAAUGAAUAUAAAUAUAACGACGUUUCAUAUAACACAUUUGAUGAUAAAACGUUAAAACAAGCAGAACUUAUUUUUUAUGUUAUAUAUAAUAACAACAACCACAACGAAUUUGUUCAAAAAUAUAAAAAUAAUGUAUUAGAACAAAAAAAAGAAAAAGAUCAUAUAAAUUUGACUGAUGUUGAAAAGAAUGAAGACACAACGGAACAAAAAAAAAAAAAUAAUGUUAAUGAUUCGUGUGAAUUUUUAUUACAAUAUGAGCAAAAUGAAACAAUAGAUAAAAAUAAUAAUAUAUUUUUACAUAAUAAUAAUAUACAUAUUAACAGUAAAUUUUAUGAUAAGAAUUAUAUUAAUAUACAUCAAAAUACAUAUCAAGAGAUACAUAAAUUUGAAAUGUGGCUAAAAAAAUAUUUCAGCCAACAUAUCAAUCCUACAUUAUUAUGUUCAAUUAUAUAUUCUCUUAUUAAAGGUAAUUGUUUAUUACAAUAUGAUCUAUUAAUAGUAUUAUCAAAAUUAUCUAUAAUCUUUUUAGAAGAAUUUAAAUAUUCAGAGUUAGCAAAUAUUUGUGUAGCGCUAUCCGAAGCAUAUAUACGUGCUUCAGAUGAAAACAAUAAACAAAAUGAUUUAAUUAGCAUAUAUCAAAAAGAGGAUUAUACACAUAUAUAUAAUGAAAAAUUAUAUAAUGGUCAUCAAAUAUUUUCUAAUAAAAAUAUUAUGAAAUAUGAUAAGAAAUUAUAUUAUUCAUCAAAAGAAUAUUUAUUUAUAUCUAAAUUAUUUUUUGAUAAACUUGAAAUUUAUUUAAAUAAACAAACACAAUUAUUUACUGAUAUACAUAGUAUAUAUAAAUUCAUAACAUCAUUCGGCUCAUUAAAAAUAAACAAGUAUGCUACAAUAUCGUUGCAUUUGUUUAAUCUAUCCAUUUUUGAGAUAAAAAAAUUAUCAUAUCUUCCCCUCCAAAAAAUGGCUAACGCUUUCAUGCAAAUGAAUGUCUAUAAUGAAGAUGUCUAUGCAUUUAUUAAUAAACUACAAAAAAUGAAGAAAAUAAAAAAAUGA